Messenger RNA from Rhodotorula graminis WP1, 1646 nucleotides. RefSeq lists its product as uncharacterized. NCBI's taxonomy places the organism in Eukaryota, Fungi, Basidiomycota, Microbotryomycetes, Sporidiobolales, Sporidiobolaceae. The transcript has 12 exons. The record is from RefSeq and is a predicted model, not a curated record. Gene Ontology annotation, molecular function: phosphatase activity. Bases 145 to 1560 code for a protein of 471 amino acids. Gene Ontology annotation, biological process: dephosphorylation.
ACUCUGCGCUGCUGCAGCCUCGGGCACCUGCUGCUCGCUUGAUCUAUCUUCAUCGCACGCGUCUCUCGAGCUGCCUACCGAGCCCGUGGCCGUCGUCAGCCGCCUACCUGUGGACAGCAUCUUCAACCGCUCCAGCUACCCGCCAUGAACUCGAACGCGCCUCUCGGUGCCGUCAUCCUCGCCCGCCAUGGCGACCGCAGCGGCUUCUACCAGGACCCCAAGACCUACACGGCAUCGUCGACGGUGCUCACCUCGCUCGGCGAGCAGCAGAACUAUCAGCUCGGCCAGCUCAUGGCGAGCGUCUACGCCGGCGCCAACGAGUCGACGGCGAUCGCCAAGUUGAGCAAGGACGUCUUUGUCGACUCGCAGGUCAACUCGACGGCGGAUGCGGGAGGCGAGGGCAGCGUCAUUAGCGACUCGGCGCUCGCGUUCUGGCAAGGCUUCUACCCGCCUCGGACAAACGCAUCUACUACGACGCUCGCCAACGGCUCCGUCGUCUCGUCGCCUCUCGGGGGAUACCAGUACGUCAAGGUCGUCACGGUCCUUCCCGAGGACGACAUCGACUUUGAGCCCUGGACCAACUGCGCCGCAUGGACCAACCGCACGAGCGAGCUCUAUGCGUCGCCGGCGUACACCGAGCGCGCCGAGCAGGACCAGGACUUGCUCGACCUCAUCUCGUCGAGCGGGCUCGUCGGCGAGCGCACCGUGUCCAUGGCCAACUUCUACAACGUCUGGGACUACAUGAACGUCAACUCGAUUCACAACGCCUCUUUCGUCGCCAAGCUCAACGAGACGGGCGGCGAGAACACGCUCGCACGAGCGCGCGACCUGGCCAACUUCCACGAGUACAACCUUUUCACCGACUCGACGCCUGGAGGACUUGGCAACUUGCCAGGCCGCACCGUCUUCUCGCGCAUCCUCGAGUCGCUCAACGCCUUUACGGCCGAGGACAACGACGUCGUCCUGUCGCACUAUCACUUUGCCUACAAGCCCUUCCUUUCCAUCUUUAACAUGACCAACCUCGCCGCCGCACCCGGCAUCGAGUACCCGAACGCCAUGGUCGACUAUGCGUCGGCGGCCGUGUUCGAGCUGCGCGAUGGCGGCUCGGGCCCGAGCGGGUUCGACGUCCGGUUCGGGUUCCGCAACGGGAGCGACACGAGCGACGCGCUCGCGUACUACCCGCUGUUCGGCACCGACAGCGUCGACAUGGACCUCGACACGUUCCAGGGCAACCUCCAGCCGCACGUCAUCCCGAACAACACGGUGUGGUGCAACCUCUGCAACAACAACGGCUCGGUCGCCGCAUGCUCGGAAAUCGCCCUCGCCCAGUCGUACGAGGACCUCGCCGCCAAGUACAAGGACAUCGCCGACGGCCACUUUACGAGCGUCGGGUCUGGCUUUAUCGGCGCGUGCGUCACGAUCGUCGUCGGGCUGGCGGUCCUCGGCUUGCUUCGUGCACUCGGCUGGGUGCAGUUCGGCAAGCGGCGAGCGGGCGAGGAGGACCGGUACCCGCUGCAUAGUGCGCAGAGCUUCAAGGGCUCGGUCGCGAGCCGAGGGUGAGCGGCCGUGGCUCAGGGUCGAGGGCAGCUGUGGGGCCCUCGCUCGUCUUUGUAGAUCGUGCAACGAUGUAGCUGUUCGUGUCGAGC